AUGAGUUCUUUAGUACAAUUACUGGCUUCUGAUAACCUUAUCGGGGAUAACUAUGCUACAUGGAAAUCAAACUUAAGUAUAAUACUGGUGAUAGAUGACCCAAGGUACGUUUUAACAGAGAAAUGUCCUCCCGUUCCUAGCUCAAAUGCAAACAAAAAUGUUCGGGAUGCAUACGACAGAUGGAUCAAGACUAACGAGAAAGCCCAUACCUAUAUUCUUGCCAACAUAUCUAAUGUAUUGGCCAAGAAACACGAGAGCAUGAGUACUACCAAGGAGAUUAUGGAAUCUCUACAUGGGAUGUUUGGACAACCGUUCUUCUCCCUGAGGCGUGAUGCAAUUAAAUAUGUUUACAAUUGUUGUAUGAAAGCAGUGGUCUUUGUUAGAGAAUAUGUCCUGGACAUGAUGGUCCAUUUCAACGUGGCAGAAGUAUACGGUGUUGUGGUUGAUGAAAAGAGUCAACUAGGAAUUAGUGAGGCUAGGCCCACCAUCGUGACCCUACAACUAUCUGAAAAAUCCAUAAGAUAUCCUGAAGGGAAGAUAGAAGAUAUACUUGUUCAAGUUGAAACAUUCAUCAACUCAGUCAACUUCAUCAUUCUAGAGGCUAAUACUGACAUCCCUAUCAUCCUUGGUCGCCCAUUUCUAUCAACUGGGCGUGCGUUGAUCGACUUACAGAAAAGUGAGCUGACUAUUCGAGUUGAUGAUCAACAGGUUAAAAUUGAUGUGUUCAAUGCAUUGAACUUCCUGGAUGAACUGGAAACAUGUCAGCGCAUUGAUGAUCUUGAAGCAAGUUGUUGGAAAAUGUUUGACGAGGAAUUGAGAGAAGAAUAA
Messenger RNA from Benincasa hispida (wax gourd), 828 nucleotides. Lineage: Eukaryota; Viridiplantae; Streptophyta; Magnoliopsida; Cucurbitales; Cucurbitaceae. The record is from RefSeq and is a predicted model, not a curated record.